Saprolegnia parasitica CBS 223.65 is the source of this 1301-nucleotide messenger RNA. RefSeq lists its product as hypothetical. The transcript is spliced from 14 exons. The coding region runs from base 41 to 1183 and encodes 380 amino acids. Gene Ontology annotation, cellular component: COPII-coated ER to Golgi transport vesicle; endoplasmic reticulum; membrane. Gene Ontology annotation, biological process: endoplasmic reticulum to Golgi vesicle-mediated transport; retrograde vesicle-mediated transport, Golgi to endoplasmic reticulum. The record is from RefSeq and is a predicted model, not a curated record. Lineage: Eukaryota; Oomycota; Saprolegniomycetes; Saprolegniales; Saprolegniaceae.
GUGUUCCGCCCGGAAGCGCCCAACGACAAGCAGUACGAGCAUGGCGUCGGUGUGGCAGAAGAUCAAGAGCUUCGACGCGAACCCCAAGACGCUCGAGGAGUUCAAGGUCCGGACGACACAGGGCGGCCUCUUCUCGCUCUGCGCCUUCAUCCUCAUGGCCUAUCUCUUCUUCUCGGAGCUCGCCUACCACUUGGCCGUGGAUACGGUCGACAAGAUGUAUGUGGAUGGCACGCGCAACGUGAAUCUGUCGAUCAACUUUGACAUUGAGUUUCCUCGCAUGCCAUGCCAGAUUGUCUCGAUCGAGCAUGCUGAUCUUGCCGGCCGCGUUCAACUCGAUGUCAUCGACAACAUUCACAAGAUGCGCUUGGACCUGCAUGGCAACACCAUUGGCGAAAAGAUCAAAGAAACGAUUGGUGGUGCGCUCGUCAACGAAUCGCAGCUCGCCGUUCAAACCGAUGGCUCCAUGUGCGGCAACUGCUACGGUGCCGGCGACCCUGGCGAGUGCUGCAAUACGUGUGAGGACGUCAAGAACGCGUACGUUCGCCGCAACUGGGCGCUUCCGAGCUUGCACACCGUGGUGCAGUGCAUGAACGCCGACUUGGAGGCGAUCCUCAAGGGCGAUAUCAAGGAAGGCUGCCGCAUCACGGGUCAUCUGGACGUCGCCAAGGUCGCCGGCAAGUUUUACUUUGCGCCGUCCAAGAUCUUUCAAAGCGGAUACCUCGUCGCCGACGAUGUCCUCGACUCGACGUUCAAGGUGUUUGACAAUUCGCACACGAUCCACGCGCUCACGUUUGGCCAAGAGUACCCCAACAUGAAGAACCCACUGAAUGCGCGCGUCAAGCACCUUCCGGAGGGCAUGCGCGGCGCGUACCAGUACUUUCUCAAGGUGGUCUCGACCGACUACUCGUUCUUGAACGGCAACGAGAUCAAGUCCAACCAGUACUCGGCGACCGAGCACUUUUUGGAGAUGACGCCAACCGGGCAGAAGGGCCUCCCGCGCAUCACGUUUGCGUACGAGUUUUCGCCCAUCAAGUUUCGCAUCGAGCAGACGCAGAAGGGGCUCGUCCCAUUCCUCACCAGCGUCUGCGCCAUCGUCGGCGGCGUCUUCACCGUCAUGGGGCUCGUCGACGCGGCCAUGUACAACGUCAUCUCGAACAAGCGGAAAGCGUCGCCGCUACUCUAAGGGCAGCGACAGUCUGUGUGUCUUUUGCUACAGUGCUAGCAUGACAGCUAGUACAGUCUUCUGCUGUGGUCGCAACAUGCUACCCCUGGUAUUCCUUUCAGCAAAGCGUCCAAGUGUA